This is a messenger RNA of Punica granatum (pomegranate), 3596 nucleotides long. NCBI's taxonomy places the organism in Eukaryota, Viridiplantae, Streptophyta, Magnoliopsida, Myrtales, Lythraceae. The record is from RefSeq and is a predicted model, not a curated record.
UUUUUUCUUCUCCGAAGAAACCGACCUUCAGCCUUCUCCUUUCCCUCCGUUCAAUCCCCCUCUGAUUCGAAACCCUACCUUUCCGUCUUAACCUCAAAUCUGAACUCCCGGCAACCUAAUUCGUUUAAGGUUAUCGGUUUUGCUCGGAGCUGACAACAAUUGAUUGUGGGCACACCCUUUUUGGGCCGUGUGCAUCUGUCUUCUUGAUUUUCGUCUGUCUUUUAGCCGGCGCUUUCAUGGCGAAUGGUACGGACUCGGAGGAGUUCGUGGUUCUUUCAAACGUCCGUCCGGGGCUGAAGCGCGAGUUGGCCUUCGCUCUGAAGGCGCAGUCUGAGAUCUGCGGGGAUUCACUGGGUCGGACCCGGUCGAGGAGGGCGCAGGGCGAUGGUCUCACUAGUCCGGUCUCCUCGGGUCUCUGCAACAAGCGUUUGAAGAAAUCUUCUGAUGGUCCGGGGGAGGACAAUGGUGAUUCGGAGAAAUUAGGUUUGGGGGCCGGGAAAGUCCUUGAGGGUGAGAAUGUGGCAACUGGCGAUUUGGAGGAUGUGGAGGGAGAGAAAUCAGUGGGAGGCGCCGUGGAUUUGAUGAGCGAAGAGGAAGCUAAGAGCGAUGUGGUUGAUCUCGAGGACGAGCCCGACAGAGCUCAUGAAGAUUUGUCUAGUGAAAAGGCUGCGAUGGAUGCCGAUGUGGGCGGGUUUGAAACGGGCCAUUCAGGUGAAGAAAGGCCUUGUGAGGCAGUGACGAUUGUUUUCAGUGGGAAUGAUGGAGUUGUAGAGAAGGAGAGCCAUUUGAGGAAGAACCCAGUCAUUGCCGAUGAAGAUAACAAAGAGUCUGUCCUGUCGGAGAAGCCUUCUAGACGGUUCACUCGGUCUGUGUUGAAAGCAAAGGUGGAGGAGGUGGAAAAAUCUGCUUCAAAAAGAAAAGGAAGAUCGGCAUCUUCGAAGACAGCUGGGAAUGGCGAUGACAAUAAACUCGGUAAUGUGGUCAGUCCAUCAGGGGCAAUCGCGACAAAGCUAGAGAUGAAAAUGUCGAAGAAGAUUGGAUUGAGGCAUCCCUUUGUCGCAUUGAAAGACUUUCUGGAAACUGGUUUACUUGAGGGAUUCCAUGUGAAGUACACCCGGAGUUCAAGGGGCUUGCUGCAAGGACGAACAGGUCUUCAAGGAGUCAUAAAAGGGUCUGGGAUUUUGUGCUCUUGUGACAAGUGCAAAGGGGUUCAAGUUGUCUCACCGACUAUAUUUGAGCUGCAUGCUGGUAGUUCAAAUAAACGACCACCUGAGUACAUUUUCCUGGAAAAUGGAAGAACCCUCCGUGAUGUGAUGAAUGCAGUCAAGGAUUCUCCACUGGAAACGGUGGAGGAGGCUGUACAAGCUGUCCUUGGUACCUCAUCCAUUAACAAGUGCACCAUUUGUAUAAAUUGCAAAGGACCUAUAACAGAAGUUGAGGGGGGGAAAACGACUCUACUAUGUAAGAUUUGUUUGGAAUUGAGGGAAUCUUAUGCUUCCGCUUGGGAAGUCGCAGAUACUACUGACCUAUCAAAAGAGUUUGCAUGUACUAUUGACCAUACAAAACGAUCAGAUGCUACUGACCAAUCAACAAGAGCAUUGGAUACUGCUGAUCAAUCAACAAGAGCAUUGGAUACUGCUGACCAAUCAACAGAAGUACCAGAUAACACUGACCAAUCAACAAAAGUACAGGACAUAGAGUGGUCACCAGAGGCAUACCUUGUGAGAAAAUCUUCGGCAAGCACAUCAAAGUAUAGCUCGUCCCGGAUCAAGAGUCAUGGGAGGUUAACUAGAAAGGACUUGCGAUUGCAUAAACUAGUGUUUGAAGAAGAUGUAUUGCCUGAUGGAACAGAAGUUUCAUACUAUGCUCAGGGAAAGAAAAUGCUGGUUGGUUAUAAGAGAGGAUAUGGAAUCUACUGUACAUGCUGUAAAUCUGAGGUCAGCGCCUCACAGUUCGAAGCUCAUGCUGGUUUUGCUUCACGCCGGAAGCCUUAUUUGAACAUCUACACAUCUAAUGGGGUGUCCCUCCAUGAACUGUCAGUCACUUUGGCAAAAACGCGGAGGUUGUCUAUCACCGAUAAUGAUGACUUGUGUUCCAUAUGUUCGGAUGGAGGAGAGCUUCUAUGUUGUGAUACUUGUCCAAGGGCUUUUCACCUAGGGUGCAUUCAUCUGUCAAGACUCCCUACUGGUGGCUGGAACUGCAAACACUGCGAGAAUAUGUUCCAAAAGGAGAAAUUUGUCGAGAGUAAUGCCAAUGCUUUGGCAGCUGGAAGGAUUGCAGGAGCUGAUGCAAUUCAACAGAUUACCAAUCGAUGCAUUCGCAUUGUCAAAACUCCAGAGACCGACUCUGGUGGAUGUGCCUUAUGCAGGGGCCAUGGUUUUGCCAGGUCUGGAUUUGGCCCUCGCACUGUAAUAAUUUGUGAUCAGUGCGAGAAGGAGUUUCAUGUGGGCUGUCUGAGGGAUCACAAAAUAGCAAACUUAAAGGAGUUGCCAGAAGGGAAGUGGUUCUGUUGCUCAGAUUGCGAGCGAAUCCAUUCUGCAUUGGAGAGUUAUGUAGUUCGGGGAGACGAAAAGCUUCCGGACUCUCUUCUGGAUGUUAUAAGGAUGAAGCUCGAGGAGAAGGGCUCGAUGAGUUUAUCCAAUCUUGAUAUAAGAUGGAGGGUCCUCAAUGCAGAGAUGGAUUCUUCUGCUGAAUCUAAACGGCUAUUAGCUAAGAGUGUCUCUAUCUUCCAUGAACGGUUUGAUCCUAUCACUGAAUCAACUAAUGGACAGGAUCUCAUUACAGCAAUGGUCAAUGGGAAGAAAUAUAAGGGCCAGGAACUAAGUGGCAUGUUCUGCAUAAUAUUACUUCUUAACCGAGAGGUCGUGUCAGCAGGGCUUCUUCGGGUUUUUGGGGGGGAGGUGGCAGAGCUUCCUCUAGUAGCAACCAGUUCUGAUUGCCAAGGACUGGGUUACUUCCAGUCUCUGUUUGCUUGCAUGGAGAGGCUUCUAGCUUCUUUCCAUGUGAAGAAACUGGUGCUGCCUGCUGCCGAGGAAGCCGAAUCUAUAUGGACCAAGAAGUUUGGGUUUGACAAGGUUACCCCUGAGGAGCUGAUGGAGUUACGAAAGAAGCACCAUAAUAUGAUGAUCUUCCAGGGGACUUCGGUGUUGCAGAAAUCUAUUCCUGGACCCACGGUGGACAGCGGAUCACAGAGAAAGGCUGAGUGAUUGUUCCAGGCUAACUUUCUGUCGGGGAAGGGACCAGUGACUUUUGUUCCAUUUUGUCUGCUUAGCGGGUCAUGAGAUGUACAGGGUAGACUAGACGCCUCAUUUUGUACAGGAUUUGGGACAUGGCUUCUCGAUCAUUGCUUGGUUUUGGGAAUUUUUGGGUGGUGAAGAGAAGGGAUAGGAAAAGAGACUCCGAAUAGUGAAAAGAAACAUAGCGGAGCAGGGAAAUUCAGGAGAAAACUGUUUAUAAUAGUUGCGUAGACGAGGGAUUAUUAGCAGUCGAUACUGUGGAGCUUACAUUUUGGCCAAUGUCAUGACCAUAUGUAUUUGUUUUCUUCAUUCAAUUCGGUUUUUAUGCUUUGCAAAUGCAUGCUGCUAGCCCUUCGAGAA